AUAUCACUGACGUCAUGAUUUGACCUUGUAUUUUUCCGAGUUCACAGUUGUUUUGAACCGGCCAUAAGCACAUGGAGUAAUGAGUAUAUUGUUGUUUUUUUUACAUGCAAAAGUGAUUGUUUUUGAUUAAAAAAACGCUUUAUCUGCCUUCCCACUGAAUACUAAUUUGAAAAUUCGAAUACAUAUUUUAUGGAAAAUAGAUGUGUUUAUGUUUCUGGACGAUGCAUCAUGCUACCUUGUUGACAACAUGAUCUAUUGGCGCAGAUUACUGUUCGAGUUGAAACUGGCGCUCCUCCCUCACGGCUUUUGCCCGUUCGCGUCACGGGCCAUUGACCGUUGCUACGCGGCUCAGGAUAAUAGAACUCCCUCAAUAGUUAACAUUUUGACACGUCAAUUCAUCAGUUAACUACACUGUACAGUACUUCGUGCUGCUACCACCUUUACGCUGUUGAGCAGGCAAAAUAGCGGGGGCCAGGCAAGGGAUUCACCUGGUAAAGGACCCCAGGCGAGAAGAGAAUGGUUGCAUUCGGAAAGAUACUCCCAGUAGUUGGUGAGUUUGGAGCAUUUCAAAAUCGCCUGUUGUUGGCAAUAUCGAUACCCAACAUAUUCAUGGCCUUUCACAUGUUCAGCCAAGUUUUCACAGGUAUGAAUUUUCCUCAUCACUGCAACACCGACUGGAUACUCGCCCGUGGACCCAAAUUGACCUAUGACCAACAGAAAAAUCUCACACUUCCAAUGAAUGAUGUCGGGGAAUAUGAGAGCUGUCGUAUGUUCACACCGGUGGACUUGGACUUGGAAACAAUUCAAGAGCAAGGAAUCAACAGCACCAUAUAUUGUACAGAUGGGUGGGUUUACGACACACCCCAAGGAAACCCCACUCUGGUGACAGAGUUUAACCUGGUGUGUGACAACAAAGGUGUGAGUGAGGCAUCACAGUCCAUCUACAUGACCGGCCUCCUAAUAGGGUCCCUGGUGUUUGGACCUAUGGCAGACAGGUUUGGUCGUCGCUUCGCCAUCCUCGUUUCCCUGCUCUUCCAAUUGCUGUUUGGAGUGGCCGCUGCCUUCUCCCCCAACAUCUAUGUCUACAUUAGCCUUCGGUUCGUGGUCGGCAUGACAAUAUCAGGCAUCGCCAUGAACACAUUUGUGUUAGGGGCUGAGUGGACCAGUACAUCUAAGCGGGCCCUCUUCACCAUCCUCUCACAAUGUUUCUAUGCCGUGGGGCUGAUGUUGCUGCCGUGGAUCGCCUACGGGGUCCGCAACUGGAGGGCCCUGCAGCUGGUGCUUUCCAGCCCCGUCCUCCUACUGGCUGUCUACUUCUGGAUUCUCCCAGAGUCGGCCCGUUGGCUACUAACUCAAGGCAGGCAGAAUGAGGCCAGGCAGGAGCUCCAGAGGGCAGCUGCGGUCAACAGGACAGAGGUCCCCCAGUCAUUACUCGACAUGCUGGAGGCUGAGAACACGUCUACAACGGGCAGUAUGAUGGACCUCUUCAAGAUACCCAAUCUGAGGAAACGUGCUCUCACCAUGAGCUACAUCUGGUUUGUGACCAGCCUGGUCUACUUCGGUGUGAGUCUUAAUGUGGGACAUUUUGGCCUGGACAUCUACCUGACCCAGUUCAUCUUUGGCCUGGCAGAGAUUCUUUCUCGCCUGGGCUGCUACACCCUCCUGGAGCGCCUGGGCAGGAGGCCCUGUCAGGCAGGCACUCUCUUCUUUGGUGGAGCAGCUUGUCUCCUAAUUCUUGCUAUUCCUGAAGACCUUCCAGUAUUGGUGACGGUCAUUGCAGUAACUGGAAAGUUUGCUAUAGCAGCGUCCUUCACUAUUGUCUAUGUAUAUACUGCUGAACUCUAUCCUACCGUUGUAAGACAGAAUGGUGUGGGUCUGAACUCCAUGUGUGCCCGUGGGGCGGGCAUCCUGGUCCCUCUGAUGCAUCUGCUAGAGGUGUACCACCAGACCCUGCCCAUGCUCAUCUGUGGCCUCCUGCCCUUCAUCGGCGGGGGGCUGUGCUUUCUACUGCCAGAGACCCUCAACACUGAGCUCCAAGACUACAUAGACCCACUCGUGGAGAAGACAAUAACAUCAGAGAGCGGGACUAUUGAAAACGGACUCGAUGAGGAGGAGAAACCAACUGAAUUGAGGAGCUCAAAAUUCUGAUCACUGUCUGGUCCAUACUCUCUGGAGGUGUGAGUUAGUUAUUACUUUUUUAUUAUUAUAUAUAUAUAUAUAUAUAUAUAUUAUUAAUAUCUCUUAUAUUUUGUAAAUGAUACCACCCUUUUGGGACUAAUUAUUUGUUUAAAUGAAUGAAUAAUACAAAAUGAUUAAUGUUGUGUAUAAAAUAUGGACCCAUCACAAUAUUAAUCUUGGUGA
This is a messenger RNA of Oncorhynchus tshawytscha (Chinook salmon), 2361 nucleotides long. RefSeq names its product solute carrier family 22 member 13-like. Gene Ontology annotation, cellular component: membrane. Gene Ontology annotation, molecular function: transmembrane transporter activity. Gene Ontology annotation, biological process: transmembrane transport. NCBI's taxonomy places the organism in Eukaryota, Metazoa, Chordata, Actinopteri, Salmoniformes, Salmonidae. The coding region runs from base 517 to 2148 and encodes 543 amino acids. The record is from RefSeq and is a predicted model, not a curated record. The transcript has 11 exons.